GCUAGUAUGCACAAGGCCGUCCUUAGGGGGGUGCAACUGGUGCGGUCGCACCGGGCCCCGCGCUUGAGGGGGCCCCGCGGCGAACAUUAGCUUCAUCCACGGUUCAUCGAGAACUGAUCGGACUGAUUUAGGUCAUUUCGUGACCGAAUCGUUUGGGAAUUGUUCAAGCGAUUCAUUGAAAAGAUCCGACUCAUUUGAACGAUUCGUUCACGAACCAGACAUCGCUACAUCCCGAACGGGGCUUUACAUACGGAUCCCUUUCGAGAGGUCAUGACUCAUCUGUUCGCAAAGGUUGCAGUUCAGUAAGGAUCCAGCAUGAACCAAACAAUCUCGCUACAUAUUUUCGUUGUAAGCGUUUUCGUGAAAAAAAGGGUUUUGUUGGAGCGCUUGGCAUAUUUCACCAUGGCACCACAUCCUGUGGUUCAGGCAAUAAUAGACCUCUCUGCCGGGGCUAUAGGGGGCACAGCUUGUGUACUUAGUGGUCAACCUUUGGACACGGCUAAGGUGAAAAUGCAGACAUUCCCCACUUUAUACAGAGGCUUUGUGCACUGCUUUGUGUCUACAUACAGACAGGUGGGCCUUCGAGGGCUGUAUCAAGGUACCACACCGGCCCUCAUGGCCAACAUUGCGGAGAACUCUGUGCUCUUCAUGUGCUAUGGCUUUUGCCAAGAGGUGGUUCGCUUCGUCUCUGGUCAGGAGAAAGGGGCUGUGCUCAGUGACAUGCAGAAAGCGUGCGCAGGCUCCGUGGCCUCAGUUUUCUCCUCUCUGGUCUUAUGUCCCACUGAGCUGGUGAAGUGCCGACUGCAAGCUAUGCAUGAGAUGGCCACAUCUGGCAAGAUCGCCCACAGUCAGAACACAGUUUGGUCAGUGAUCAAGUCCAUUAUGCAUAAUGAUGGUCCUGCAGGGUUCUUCCAGGGUUUAACCACUACAGUUGCCCGUGAGGUGCCUGGAUAUUUCUGUUUCUUUGGAGCAUACGAGCUCUGUCGCUCUCUCUUUGCUGAGUACAUGCACUGUGGCAAGGAUGACAUAGGUAUGCAAACAGUUACAGUUUCUACACGUUAUCUUUAA
This is a messenger RNA of Sinocyclocheilus grahami, 1068 nucleotides long. RefSeq names its product mitochondrial ornithine transporter 1-like. The record is from RefSeq and is a predicted model, not a curated record. Gene Ontology annotation, molecular function: L-ornithine transmembrane transporter activity. Bases 316 to 1068 code for a protein of 250 amino acids. Gene Ontology annotation, cellular component: mitochondrion. Lineage: Eukaryota; Metazoa; Chordata; Actinopteri; Cypriniformes; Cyprinidae. The transcript has 5 exons. Gene Ontology annotation, biological process: mitochondrial L-ornithine transmembrane transport.